ACUUGCUAAACGAGGUCUCAGGGUGUACUUUGUGAUGCCUUGUCCCGACAUGUUCAAUUUCGAUGGUUCUUUUGUUCACAUGACGUGGUCACGGUCCUGAUACAUCGUGAGAUGUAUCGCUUAGCAAACAAGCUACGAAAUGAGUCGGCGUGGUGGAACAAGUAUCCGGUCUGAUAGGCUCUGAAAGUUCAAAGCGAACGUGUGAAAUGUCGUGCAAAGACAACAGAGAUGCUAUCGGCGUACCGUCUUGAAGAGUUACAACAUAAUCAAUGCGAACGCAUCAUUUCCCUGCUGGUCGCCAGAUACCAAGUACAUCUUCCCACAACUUUCUCUUCCCCGUACGCUGGAAAUUUGGAUUUCGAUCCCAUCUGUGAGCUCAAGAUGAAUCUCGACGUAUGGUCAGAGUACGAAUUGCUGGUCGCUUGCAGUGUUGGGGAAGUGAUCUUCAAUCUGAAAGGCGGAACCACAGUCAUACGAAUCACAGACUCUAUUUUAGUGAAGAUUGUGAUGCCGGAUGAUCGUGAAUACAUGAAUCAAAAGGCAGCCUAUCGAGAGCUGCAAGGGACCAAGCUGAAAGUACCCAAGCCGCUUCGACACUUCGUCCGCGGCCUUCGCAGCUAUCUCUUCAUGGAGUAUAUCAAAGGCGGCACUCUAGAGCAACGGUUCGUACGCGAUUCGCACUCGAAAACGUCCUUGCUACCGCGUAUGGUCAAGAGUGACAUACCCGGCUCACUUGCCAGCGAUGGCCUUGUUGGGGGCUUUCCGUGGGGCGAUAAUCGAACUUACAUCCGCUCUGUUGCAGAACUACGAGCCCGCAUUGAUCAGAGACUUCGCAUUCGCCGCCUGACGUUGACCCUGGCGCCUGCACCUUAUGUCCUUUGCCAUCUCGACCUGAAUCUACGAAACAUCAUGAUCGACGAAGGCGAUCAGGUUGUCCUCUUGGACUGGGCGAACGCCGCAUUCUAUCCGUCGAUAUUCGAGCUUGCCAGCUUAUCGUCCUGCGGCGAUGCAUAUCUGCUCACGGAUGAAGACGUAGUCAAUGACUAUGAUUUGAGAUGUCUAUAGACAGCUCAUUCUCUAAGUAUCUGUCGCCACU
Molecule: messenger RNA, 1096 nt
Organism: Dissoconium aciculare CBS 342.82
Lineage: Eukaryota; Fungi; Ascomycota; Dothideomycetes; Mycosphaerellales; Dissoconiaceae
Exons: 3
Coding region: 229-1065 (278 amino acids)
Biological process (GO): protein phosphorylation
Molecular function (GO): ATP binding; protein kinase activity
Source: RefSeq, a predicted model, not a curated record